Messenger RNA from Hemisphaericaspora subhashii, 3057 nucleotides. RefSeq lists its product as uncharacterized. The transcript has a single exon. Bases 1 to 3057 code for a protein of 1018 amino acids. The record is from RefSeq and is a predicted model, not a curated record. Gene Ontology annotation, cellular component: microtubule organizing center. Lineage: Eukaryota; Fungi; Ascomycota; Pichiomycetes; Serinales; Debaryomycetaceae.
AUGCCAGUGAAUAGUUAUCUACUAGGCUCUCCAGGUCAGAGACCUCAACAAGAAUUUUCUCCAAUAGGAAAAUCACAUGCCGGACAAUUUCAUGUAUUAACACUGUACCCAUCAAGUAGGGAUAGUACAACCAAUCGAAGUCAACAACGAAGUAUAUUUAAACUUUUCAAAAAACCCGAGAAUUUCAGCUAUGAUAAUGAUGAGAGUUUGUUUGAUGAUACUCUUCAUAGUGAACAAUAUGAUGACGAUAUUGAUAUGCGCUCUCCCAUAAAGCCUUUAGAAUCGCAAAGGCAGACAUCCGGUCAACAUCAUAAACUAGAUGAUGUUGGUGGUAUUUCACAAGGAAAUGAAGAAAGAAUACGGCAAUUACAUGCGGAGAAUUAUCUGUUGAAAUUGAAAUUUAUGGAAUUAAGAGAAUAUGUAGAAGGAUUACCCAGGUCUCAACAAGAGUUAAUGUUGGAGAAUGUUGAUUUGAAAGGUGAAAUGACGACUAUUAAAGAGAAACUUGACCAGAUCAUGAAAGAGAAUAUAAUCUUGAAAGAAAGACGUGGUACGUCUCCAGCGAGAGUUUCUACUCCACCGCCUGCUAAUAAUACAGCUGAAAUUCAAGGGUUGAGACUGGAAAUUGAUAAUUUACACCAUAACUUAGAUAUCAAAUCACAUGAAUUACGAGGAAUGAAUUCCAAAUUGGAAGAAUAUCAACAGAUGAUAAACGAGCGUGAUCAGCAGUUAGCAAAGCUUAAAUCAGAUCGGAAUCAAAUUAAAGAUUUACCAGCCCAAUAUGAACAUGUUAUCAAGGAAUUAGAAGAAGAUAUUGCCCAUCUCAAAACCCAAACCAACAUCGAUAAACAGCAAGUUUCUGAAUUGGUUGGUCAGCUAAGAAACUCGGAGCAAAUGGUUGAUCAGCUACGCUCAGAGCUUGAUAAGAAUAAAUCUGGACAAUCUCAUCUUGUUGACGAGAGAAAUCAUUUGUUGGCAACUGAAAAGGAAUAUAAUUCUAAAAUCACUGAUUUGCAACGACAAUUACGAGAUAAAUUAGAUCUUGAACAAAUCUUAAAAUCCAAGAAUAAUGAAUUAGAAAAUAAAUUAUCCCAACGAAAUCAAGAAAUCAAGCAAUUGGAUGAGAAGAUUAUUUCAAAAACCAAGACAAUUGCGGAUCUUGAAGGGGAGAUUGAAGAAGUGAAGUUUUCAACGAGAAUGAAUUCUAAUCAACAAACACAAGAAUUGAAACUUGAAUUAGAAAGGAAAAAUAACGAAAUCACUAGUCUCAAAUCUAAGAUCAAUGAAUUGAAGGAUAAGAAUGGAGAUGAGAUUAAACUUCAUAAAUCAAAAAUCCGUGAUCUUUCUCAUCAACUUGAAUUAAAAGGUGAAGAAAUAAUUAAUCUUCAACGAAAACUAAAAUCAGUGGAAAAUACAUAUGAUUCGGAAGUUUUAGAUAAAUUCAAAUUUUAUGAAAUUGAAUAUGAAAAAAUCGAACAAGAAUUACAUUCCAAGAAAGAAGAACUUAUCGAAUACAAAAAUAAACUAAAUCAAAUCAAACAUGAACGUGAUCAAGCUAUAGACAAACAUGAAGUAUUACAAAGGGAGAAAAAUAAUAAUAUUCACCGGUUGGAAAGCUUACAAGGAGGAACUGAGAAACUUGAACAUACAAUCUCGAAUCUCAAGAGAUCGAACGCUGAACUUGAACGAGAGAAUCAUAUUUUGGAAGGACAGAUUUAUAGUUUGAAAUCUGAUGUGAAAGAUCUUAAGGAGAGACAUCAACGGGAACAAGAAAGCUCAAACAAGAUUUUAGAUAGUAAGAUUAGAUCACUUCAGGCUGAGAAUGAGGAUUUACAAGAUGAAAUUGUAAAUUUGAAGAGUGUUCAACAACAACUCGAUAAUGAGAUCCGUAGGGUUAGAAGACUUUCCGAAUCUGGAGAAAGCAAAGAUGAGGAAUUGAAUGAAUUACAUAAUGAUAAUAUUGAACUAGCUAAACAGGUUGAAACACUUAAACGAUUAAACCAAAGUGCGAAUUGGGAUAUUUCAGAUCUCAUGGCUGAGAUUAGUGUUCAUAAAGCUGAGAUUGAUAGGUUACUUUCCAUAAAGAGUAGAGGUGAAGUGCAUGUUGGUGAAUAUGAGUUGAAGUUGGAGAUUUCCAAAUUAAGAGAAGAGCUUGGUCAGAGUGAACGAUAUAUUGAAAAAUUAGAAAACGAUCUUCAAUUGAAAGCAAGACAAUAUAAAGAAAACAAAUUAUAUUCUGAUGAUUUGGAACUUGAACUUAAGAAAGCAAAAUCAUUAAUUGGUAGUUAUGAGGAUAAUAUCACGAUGUUGAAAAAUGAAAUUCAAGACUUGGAGACUUUGAAUAAGUCUUCUAGUAAAGAAUCACUAGGUGAAGCUAUUAAGGAAAUAAAAGCUAAGCAUGCGGAACAGAAGGCGGAAGAAUUAUCACAGAAAUUAGAUUUGAGUCAGAAAGAAAUAGAAACCCUCAACGAGACAAUUAAGAGUAUUGAACGGGAUAUUCGGACUCUAACUGAGGAGAAUUCCAGUUUAAGAACCCAAAACCAAUCUGUACAGUUUGAAAAGAAUCUGCUUGAGAACAAUGCAAAGAAAUUAGAACAAGAUUUAGAAGUCAUGACAAAAAGUUAUAAAAAGAUGGCAUUGAAGGCUCGUGAUCUUCGUCAAGUCUCCGGUAAAAGAGGAAAAUUAUAUGAUGAUCUUAAAUCAGAGGUUUUGAACAAUGAAAUGACGUAUCUCAAAAUGACACUCACAGAUGUCGUUCAAACAAAGGACGAUCUUGAAACUAUUAAUGCAUUUAUGACUGAUUCUAUAAACAAAUCCAAUAACCUAUCACAAAAUAACAAUGCAAACUUAGCUAAACUCGGUAUAUAUCCUGAAUAUGUUGGAUCAAUGAAGUUCCAUAGGCUGCGGGGAAAUCAGUUGACAUUUAAAUCCUUAGCGACAUUUGUAUUGGCAGCUGUUCGGAUAAAGAGGCGAGGUGAAAGGGCAAGGAAACGGAUUAAUAAGUUAUUGGACCUCAGAGAUGACGUCAAUCGUGGUAAAUCAGAACUAGGUAUGUAG